AUGCCUAUCAAGGACACACCGCAGACGCUCAAGCGUGUAAGCAUUCGUUGGCUUCCAGAACCGGCCUACGAGGACAGUGAUACCAUCGCUCUCAAUGUCGGCGGCUACUUUAUGGAUUUGAGAGUAGGGACAGCGGAUGGCUCGCUUCAAUGGAGCCGCUGCGGCGAGCGCAAGAAGCUGAAGGAGGACCCCCUCACUUGCCAAUGGACUCGCAUUAUCGACUCUCUAGGGAGCACCGAUCCUGACGAGGCUGCCUUCUCAGAACUACCGAAUGGUGAUAGUCUCGAGUAUGGUACCUUCAACAAGGACGGCGUGCCCACAUCGUACGAGGAGGUAUGGAGAGAUGUGAAGGCCACGGUUGACAGUGAGAAUUGGGCCUGGAUUAUCCAGAGCGUGGAUGGAUCAACGUUCUUGGGCAAACUAGACAACAUUUUCUUGGGAAUGAAGCAGCAAGUCAAGGGCGGCAGUUUUGCGGUCAGGAAGGAGGAGUACGAUGGUGCCUCGAAAGAGUGGAAAACCACAUUCGCAGACGGUGACACUGACACCAUCCCGAGAGCACUAGACGCGCUGAAGAUUGAAGGCGGGGAGAGAGUUACGGGGCAGACCGUCGUGGUUAACCAGGGCGAUUAUGUCAUUCGCGGCAUUGCUCGCUCCUAG
Messenger RNA from Neoarthrinium moseri, 657 nucleotides. RefSeq lists its product as uncharacterized. The record is from RefSeq and is a predicted model, not a curated record. NCBI's taxonomy places the organism in Eukaryota, Fungi, Ascomycota, Sordariomycetes, Amphisphaeriales, Apiosporaceae. The transcript is spliced from 2 exons. The coding region runs from base 1 to 657 and encodes 218 amino acids.